Molecule: messenger RNA, 2041 nt
Organism: Brassica napus (rape)
Lineage: Eukaryota; Viridiplantae; Streptophyta; Magnoliopsida; Brassicales; Brassicaceae
Product: reticulon-like protein B15
Exons: 5
Coding region: 619-1200 (193 amino acids)
Source: RefSeq, a predicted model, not a curated record
UUUUUGCAUGCCAAUGUUGUGUAUAUAAUGCAUGCUAUGCUCAACAAGUUAAGAAUAUACUGAGUUAAUAUUUACACAGCGUGAGUACGCAUGUGCCUGUAUAUGUCUAUGCAUGCUGUUUUGUUUGUUUCUUUUUCAACGAUGCUCGCGAUUUCUCAUAAUUCUAGAAUUUUUUUGUCUUCUAAUUAUAUUUUUUAUUCAUAGCGUGUAUGUGCAUAUAUAUAUUAAUGUGUAGCUUAUAAAUAUGUAAGUAAUAUAUAUGUAAUAUGUAAUGUUUCUUCUUUACAGAUUUGAAGCGUUUAGAUAUUUUGUUCAAAGAGAUAACAUCGUUCGAAUUAAGGAGUAAGUUCAACUUGAAUCACUCAAUAGAAUUUUUCUUUUAAGAUUCUAACAACGAAAUUAAUUGGUUGGUUGAAAAAAAUUGAAUAUCAUGUGUUUGAAACAAUUAUUUAAAGCUGCCGUAAGUUUUAGCCAUGAUAAUAGUUUAAGAGUUAAAGCAUGCCAAAGAAAGCUGACAUCCAUGAGCGACUAAAUGGUAAAUACACUUACAAAAUCCUGAUGGACUAUGUUUUAUGGAGAUCGCAGGUCACCUUAAUAUUAUAAUCACACCAAAAAGCAAUGUCUCUCGUAGAUGAAUUGCUUGGCGAAGGAGCAGUGGCGGAUUUAUGUGUGUGGAAAAACAAGAUAAAAUCAGGCAUCACAUUUGUUAUUGCCACACAUACCUGGUACCAAUUGGUGAUCAUGGAGACUCGACUUGUACCAUUUCUAUGUUCAACCUUGUUAGUCCUGAUGCUGCUUCUCUUCAUCUGGGUCAAGUUUGGAGAACCCCUUUUCAUUUGGAGAGCUCCCACUCCUGAAGAAAUCAAACAAAAAGAUUCUCCAGUUAGAACCUUAUUUUCAGAGAUCGAAGGUCUUCUCUUGAUGCUGUAUGAGAUUGUGUAUGAGAUUGCAUACGAAGAAGACAUGAAAACCUUACUCUGGGCCAUCCUUUUUGUGGCCAUCAUAUACACUCUUGGGAGCUACAUUAGCCUCCUCACAGUUAUAUAUAUAUGUCUUGUCUGCUUGAUGACGAUUCCAGUUUUGUACCUACUAUUUCAAGAGGUUGUUGACAAUUUCAUUGAGGAUGUAUUAGAAGUGAAGGACAAGAUACUCGAAAUAUUCAAACCAAGCAGAAGAAGUUAUGGGCGUGUCCUAUACUAAAGCAAACCAUAUAUGCUAUAAUAUCAUUGUUGAGCUUAUUUGAUUGAGAAGGGAUACUUGGACACUGUAUCUUUUAAUUUAGUAUUUAAAAAUUCGUAGAUGAUCAUAGAAAGCCAGUUAAAUCUGAAACUUGCAGUGAUAAUAUUAAGGAAACUAUCUAGACAAUGAACCAACUCAUGAGAAUGUAAAAUCUUUAAUAAACAAAGAAGGACGAUUACUUCUUUGCAGAACCUCUCAAGAACGUAUGUGGAAAAUCCACUUUAACACACAAUAAAAGAAGUUCAUGUUCUGUCUUUUUCUGAAGCACAUAAACAUUGUUAUCAUGCAGUAAAGAGGAGAAACAGUAACAUAUUUAAUAAAAAAAUAAUAAUAAUCGACAAUGGAUAGUCUAAACUCUUAAAUAAUGAACUACAUUUUGAUCUGCGCUUGAAAAACGCGGAUUGUUGGAUUAUAUUAUAAUACAAAGUUUUAUUAUAUCGAAAAACAUAAUUUUUAGCAACUAUAUAAUCAACAAAUUAGUUUAUUUGAGAUUUUAAAUAUAUGUACACUUUUACGUAAGUUUCUUUUCGAUAUGAGAAUUAUAUCCGGAUCAAAAAAUAAACCAAACCGACCCAAAAUUAUAGGUUUAGUUCAGGUCCAGAGAAGAUAACCUAUUGGGUUUUUUUGACCCUCAUGUCUUUGUUUGAAUCCGGGUUCUACCCUAGACCCGAUCAUAAAUAUGUGUUUAUUAGGUAUAUUUGGAUAUUCCGAAUAUGUUUCCGGUAUUAUGGAUAUUGUUUUUAAGUUUUUGGUUUACGAUUAGAGUUUUGAUUUCAUGUAAAUUUUUCAAAUUAAAAAAAAA